Sorghum bicolor (sorghum) is the source of this 1566-nucleotide messenger RNA. Its product is annotated as UMP-CMP kinase 1. NCBI's taxonomy places the organism in Eukaryota, Viridiplantae, Streptophyta, Magnoliopsida, Poales, Poaceae. Gene Ontology annotation, cellular component: cytoplasm; nucleus. Gene Ontology annotation, biological process: 'de novo' pyrimidine nucleobase biosynthetic process; CDP biosynthetic process; UDP biosynthetic process. The transcript has 10 exons. Bases 493 to 1209 code for a protein of 238 amino acids. The record is from RefSeq and is a predicted model, not a curated record. Gene Ontology annotation, molecular function: ATP binding; UMP kinase activity.
AUUUUAUAUAGUACUGUAUCACAAAAGAUGCAAUUAAGUUUGUUCUAAAGAUCAUAUCCUAAAUAUAUAUAAAAAGGGGGAAAAAUAAAUAGCAGAAAGAAAAGACAUUUCUAGAUGGACUACACCACCUCACCUUGCGUACGUGGCACUUGGAAGAAGCCUCUAGCUACUAGUAGUACAGAGUACAGACACCACGCGUCGUCAGCGUCAAUUUCUUUCUCUGUUUCUUUUAGUUUUUUUUUUUCAUUUAUGAAAAGAGAAGAAAUGCAAAUUUUGAACCUGCCAGCUCCUGAAGCCUCGUACUCAUAUACUAGAAAGAUUGGACGAUUGUGCUGGUUUGUCCAAUAAAAUCAAACAAAGCUGCUUAUAAUAAUUCUUGGUUACUUCCAAUGUGCACCUUGUUUAAUUUCGCAUUCAGUCGAUUUCAGUAAUUGAGCUUCUUUUCUACUCACCCACCCAUAUUGUUGUUCAUCAUCCACACGCCGCCCCCAGAUGGCAGAUGCGAUCAAGAGUCAAGUUGGGUCGUUUCCUCCUGGGAAAAAGAUAACGGUUGUGUUUGUACUAGGUGGCCCAGGCAGUGGCAAGGGCACUCAGUGUUCCAACAUUGUCAAACAGUUUGGCUUCACCCAUCUGAGUGCUGGCGACCUUCUGCGUGAAGAAGCUAAAUCUGAUACUGAACAAGGUACGAUGGUAAAGAACCUGAUGCAUGAAGGAAAACUUGUGCCGUCUGAGCUGAUCAUCAAGCUUCUGCUGAAGGCCAUGCUUCAGAGUGGAAAUGAUAAGUUCCUUGUUGAUGGAUUUCCUCGGAACGAAGAGAACCGCCAAGCAUAUGAGAGUGUUAUUGGUAUUGAGCCUGAGUUCAUUCUGUUCAUCGACUGCCCAAAGGAAGAGUUGGAGCGGCGCAUUCUACACCGGAAUCAGGGAAGAGAUGACGACAACAUUGACACUAUUAGGAAGCGGUUUGAAGUUUUCCAGGAGUCAACUCUACCUGUUGUUCAGUACUAUGAGAAAAGGGGGAAGCUUCGAAAGAUCGAUGGCGCCAAAUCCCCUGAUGCAGUUUUUGAAGAUGUGAAGGCUAUAUUCUCUCAACUGAACACUACUCAGGAAAACCAAGGUAGCAGUAUGAGCAGCAGAGUACAGAGCAAUCCACUGAAGCGGUUCCUGGACCUGCUCUGUGGAUGCUUUGGGACGCAGGAAGCGAGAAGCUAACUGAUGAGAUGGUAGUUCUGAAUUCUUGUGUGCUAGUGGUGUAUGUACAUCCUUGUUCAGUCCUCGAGGCUGAAGCAACAACAUACGUCCAAAAAGGAUUCAGAUAACACUUGCUGUGUGUGGUUGAAGACUUGAAGUGUGUCCAUAUCUGAGUGUGCGUGUUGUGUAGAUUCAGUCUGUCGAGUUUGCUGUGAUCCAUCCAUUGCCAGUAUGCCAUUGGCGGAGUGUGUGUGUGUGUGUAUGUACAAACUAGUUGAAAAAAAAAAACAGAGAAUGGCCCUGCCCAGCUGCACCUGUAACACACAGAUUGCAUUUGUAAUUUUAAGUGCAGGACAUGGAUGUGAUGUGUGCAGAUCA